Contarinia nasturtii (swede midge) is the source of this 6262-nucleotide messenger RNA. RefSeq names its product protein dead ringer (gene retn). Gene Ontology annotation, cellular component: nucleus. Gene Ontology annotation, biological process: regulation of transcription by RNA polymerase II. The record is from RefSeq and is a predicted model, not a curated record. NCBI's taxonomy places the organism in Eukaryota, Metazoa, Arthropoda, Insecta, Diptera, Cecidomyiidae. The transcript has 13 exons. The coding region runs from base 1360 to 3558 and encodes 732 amino acids. Gene Ontology annotation, molecular function: DNA binding.
CCGAACGUGCUGUAGCGAUAUCCAUUCAGCGUUUUAGUGUUGUUUUAAUUUGUGCGGCAUUUUUUUUCUUCUCUUGAUUCAAUACGAAUAAAUAUUAUUUCAAUAGUAAAAGUGUGCAUUGAGUGAAUCGAUUAUAAAAUACUAAGAAAAAAAAGAAAGUAAAGCGAUUUAAUAAACUAAAUGAACUGAUCUAAAGAAAAUUGAAAACAAAAAAAAAUAGAGUAUCUUAUUCAGUGCAAAGUUUCCGUAACAAAACACUAAUAAAGCGAUUAUCAUUCGAAAUCAUAAUCGACGUUUAUCGAAGAAAAUAAAAAAAAAAUACAGAAACAACGAAGGCAGUAACGGUACAAUGAACAUUUCAUAGGUGACAUGACGAAUCGCAUCACAGCAAUUAAACUCAAGUUAUUACGGUGAAUUUCAAAAUAUUUUACAUCACUGCAAAAGACAUAUGUAAAUGGAUUUUCUAACGAGUUAGCGCUAAAGACACACAUUCAAUAAUAAUAAAAAAAAAAACACAGAGAGAGAGCCAGACUUGUAUUUGUAUUGAACUGAAUGACUAAACGAUUCUGGUGUGAACUAUAUGAUCUUUGUAUUCAAAGAAACUAAAAAGUGUCAAAACACGAACAUUUGUCGUUCACAGUUUGUUAUCAUUAUACAUUUUUGAAUAAAAGUUCACUUAUACAUACACAGAGAAGGGGAAAAAAACAAACUCAAAACAAAAGUAAAGUGCAAAAUAAUUAUAAAAUUCAUUUUUCGAUAAAGAAAUUUCGAACGACAUAUGAAAGAGUGAACAUAAUCUUAAAAAAAGGGAGACAAUUUUGUGAUUGAUAUUGCUUAAAAAAACGAAGAUAUCGAGCGAGAUAGAGCAAUUGAGAAAGAGAUAUAAGAUACGCGUAGAUAUGAAAAGUGUCCAAAAAAUCGAGCGGCAACUACAAUAGCUAAUCAUUUGCAAGAUCAUUUCAAAACGAAACUCUCACAAAAAAAAAUUUUUUUUUUGUUUAAACAUAAAUUGUUGAAAAAUCGAAUUUGAAAAAGCAAUCGCAUAAAUCGAACAGUGAUCAACAUUGAAAUCACAAAGAAAAUAAAAAAUAUAAAAAAACAGGUGUGAUUCAAACGAAUUGAAGAAAAAUCGAAACAACAAACUGACUGAAAAGUUAAUAUAUUUGUUUUUGUUUUUGUAUAUACACUCUGGUGUUUGUCAUUGUUUGUAAUUGUUCAUUGCAUUUUUCGAUUGAAUUGCUAUAUCACUGAUAUACCUCCAUCGCGGUCAAAUUCUUGAUACAUUUUUCUAACGAGAAGUAAUCAAUAGUCGCCAAAAUUCGCGUAAAAAAUCGUGAACCAAUUCCGAUCUUCAGUGAAAUGGACGAAAGGCGAAUCGACAGAGAUUCCGAUUUAGGCGACGAUUCACCAAUGGUUUCGAGUUCACAAUUUAUUACUGUCAAAAAAGAGAGAAGUAGAAAGGGCGGCAUGGAAAAAAAACCGCCAUCAAAAAUACGAUCGUGGGCAUUAUCUCAAAUAAAUUUGAGUAAUUCACAUGCAGAUGAGCAUUCAGACAGAGAAGAAGACGAGAUGAUGCGCGAAGAAUGUGAAUCAAGCGACGAAGGUGUUAAUUUGAAUGCACAUACAAAUGAAACUGAAACAGCAUUAGACUUUGCAACCAGCCCAAAGCGUUCUCCAUCGAAUACAACAAACAUAAGCAGUCAUCAUUCGGUGUUUGGGCCAAGCCACGCUCUAAGUAUGUUGAGCAACUUCAUGGGCGUACCAAACUUACAAAAUCUGCAAAAUUUGCCACAUAGCGAUGUAUUGGAAAAAUUGAAAAUGCAAGUUGGUCUAAUGGAUCCCGAAUUUGCAAUGCAAUCGCUGCGCAAUCUAAAUACACCGCCAAAUUCGUCAUUUACCAUGCCACAAGGUACUGACGCCACGUCAACGACAUCUGCAAACCAGCCACAUAAUUUAUCCGCAUUGCAAACAUCACAGAAAAAUUUCUCAUUCACAACACCAAACGCACCAAAUGCACCAAAUACUAAAGAUGGCAAUCUAGAAUCAAACUCAUCCACCUCGAGUGAUGCAUCCAACUCAUCACAGCAGAAUAACGGUUGGAGCUUUGAAGAGCAGUUCAAGCAAGUUCGACAGUUGUAUGAAAUCAGCGAUGAACCAAAGCGCAAGGAGUUCUUAGAUGAUCUGUUCCAUUUCAUGCAAAGACGAGGUACUCCCAUCAAUCGGUUGCCAAUCAUGGCCAAAUCUGUACUGGAUUUAUAUGAACUAUACAACUUGGUGAUAGCCCGAGGCGGUUUAGUUGAUGUUAUCAACAAGAAAUUAUGGCAAGAAAUUAUCAAAGGUUUGCACUUACCAUCAAGCAUCACAAGCGCAGCAUUUACUCUUCGAACACAGUACAUGAAAUAUUUGUAUCCAUAUGAAUGUGAAAAGAAGAAUUUAAGUACUCCGGCUGAACUUCAAGCAGCCAUCGAUGGAAAUCGUCGUGAAGGAAGACGUUCCAGUUAUGGACAAUUUGAUUCUCAAAUGCAAGGACAGCUUCAGCAAUUGCAACAGGUACAACGUUCACCAUUGCCCGGUGGUCUACCGCAAAUGUCUCCAUUAUCAUUGGUAUCACAGAAUCCACAUCAUCGUUUGCUACAGAAUCAACAAAUGGGCUUGAUUCCAAAUCAAAUGACUGAAAUGGAGCAACGUAUGCUUGAAUACAUAAAAUUGAUUCAAUCAAAAGAUGUGACCCGUCCACAAAGUCCGGAAUGCAUUCGAUCCGAUACAUUGAGUGCAUUAGAAAUGUCUCGUGUUGCACUUUGGUCAAUGUACAACAACAAUACAAGCCCACCAACGUCAAAUAACACAACUAGUCCACCCACUAAUGAACCACAAAGAGAGGCAUUAAAUUUAACCGAAUCACCAACACAUGUGAUUAAGCGUGAAAGAGAAGCUGGAACUGAUUAUGAUCGUGAGGAUUAUGUAAUGCCAUCAAAGAAAGCUGCACUACAUCAAUUACACACACAAUUACAGUCGCAACGCGAUUCACCGCACAACCAUUACAAUCAUGAGCAUCGUCGCCGUUCCGUAUCACCGUCGUCACCAAAUCGUCAUCGCAAUCGUUCGAUGGAACGUGACCAUGGCCAUGAACAUCGAAAUGGAUUAUUGAGUUUUCAUGAUAAUCAAAAUCACACAUCAACUCGCCGGCACAUGUCUGCCUCACCACCAAAUCAUCGAAAUGGUACAAAUAAUAACGGCAGCAAUGAUCUCCUCAAUGCCUGCAGCCCAUUGGCACUUCUAUCUGGCAUGCAAUUCAAAUUGUUUAGCCGAGGUUCGGAAUCUGGUGAACAACAAUUAGUUGUUUCAAUGGAAUUAAAUGGUGUGCAAUAUGAAGGUGUUUUGUUUGCGAAUCGAGUUAAUGCACAAUCGGCCAGCCCAUCGACAUCAUCACCACCGUGUACACCGAGCAAAAUAACACCGACCACUACAUCAAGCGGUGCAAGUGCCAGCAGCCCAAUGGUCGAAGACAGAUCAAAUCGCGUUGUUCCAACUGUGUCACGUCCAUUAGUCUCGUCUUGAAUCAAUAACCGAUACAAUUAAACAAAAUAAAAAUUAAAAUAGCAAAAAAAAAAUGAUGUUCAUAAUACGGAUUGCUCUCCAAAGAGGAAGAGACAUUUGAUCAAUUAAUUAUUAACCAUUGACAAGUUUUGAAACUUAACAUAGCACUUAUUGUAGGAUUGAACAAACAAGAAAAGUCACAUAGAUGUAUGCAAUAAUAUACAAUUUCAAUCAUGAUAGGGAUAUACUUGGAUUUAGAACCAUUUCGACAAACAAACAAAUAUUAUCGAAUAGGAUCAGAAAUAAACUAUACAGAAAGGGAACUAUGUGACAUUUGAGUUUGAUUCGCGUCAUGCAUGUUUAGUGACGCUUACAGUAUAAAUUAGAUUUGUUUAAUUGUUAGUAUCAAUUAAUGUUUUUUUUUCUUUCAUUCUGCUUUGAUCUCGCGUGAAAAAAAAUACAAAAAAAAAAAACAUUAAAUCAAGACAUAAUUCAUCACAAAUCAUAGUAGAUUUCACUACACGACAACUCUGAAACACAAAAACAAGUUUCAGAAAUUAUUCAUAUUUUUUUUUUUUAAUUUUUAUCAUUAUCAGAAUUUACCGUGUAGUUAAUUUUGCUUUUCUAUCAGGGAAGUUCAAAGAAGAUUUGCAUUCGGGUUUAUAGUGUAAUUUUUUUUCUUACGAUUUUUUUUAAACAUAAUUAUUUUAUGAUUUCAUACAAUCAUUCAAAUAUCAUUCUUAUAUUCAUUGGAACAUUAAAUCAAUGCUUUUUGUCUCUAUUUUUUUUUUAAACCGAUUUUAAACAAAUAAAAAUUUAGUAAAAGAAUUUAUUAAGCAAAAAGUGUAGACAUUUUCUUAGUAUUUGUAUUUGAGAAUGAAUUUACUGACACACACACACACACACACUAUGUAUGUAUAUAUAUAUAUAUGAAAUCUAUUUAUCUUGUGCACUAUUCAAAUUAAAUAAUCUGUAAACGAAUAAGAGAAGGAUGAUUGAGUCAUAAAUUGACAGUGAAUGAGAUAAAAUGGUGAAGAUUCAUCGCUGAGAAACUAUAUAUAUAUUGCAAUAAUUCUAACAUAAUAAAAAAGAUGCUAGAGAAAAAUGAAAUGUGCGACCCAAAGCAUCUUCAAAUUAUCAUUUCAAUACAAUGAAACAAAAACAAACAAUUUCAGUAGCUCUAUUUUGUAAAUACUUACAUGAUCUAAAAAGAAAUUGAGUUUGUAUUUUUUUUCUCUCUUCACUUUCCACCGCAACCGCCAAUAAAAAUUACAAUAGCUUUGUAUAAUCGAGUAAAAAAAAGAAGAAGAAUCGAACACACACGCGCGCGUUUCUCUGACGUGUGAAAAUAAGCAUUUCAGUAGGACUAGGACGUUUUCAUUUCUGAUAAAAAAUCAUAAUUUGUUUUGAAUCGUUUUCUUAUUACUACGCCUAAAUAAGACUGUUUUAGUUGAAUAAUUUUAUGAUGUGCUUAGUGAUUAUUUGUUGUGGUCCAUUAUUAAUUGAAUAAUCCGAAUUGCUUCUGUUUUGUGCUUAGUUUAAAUAUUAUUCGCUUCGGUUCUAAUUUGCAAAACAGUUUAUCAGUUGUCCUUAUUUUUCUUAUUUAAUUCAGGGAUUCCAAUUCAAACAUGUGAUGCAAACAUUUUAUACAUUUGCACUUGAAGGUAUUCUGCACUUUUCCAGCAGAUAGAAGCGAGCCGAAAGAGGGAGAGAUAGUGAGAGAGAGAAUGAGCAUGUUAGAAAAAUAAUUGAAAAACUAAAAUAAAAUUAAUGAAUGAAAUGUUGAUGAUGGCAACAUAGAACGUAAAUAUAAAAAGUGGAGACAACAUUUUAGGCUAAACAUUAAAAAAACACACACAUUAAUACGUACUAUAAAUAAAGAUCUAAUUCAAAUCAAAUAGAAUUACUUAAUAGUUGAAGCACACAUCUGAAAUGGAAAUGUAAAAGAAACGGACAUCAAUAUAUGAAAAGGAAUGUGAUGCCGUUGCUAUAUGGUAUACAAUCCAAAAUCACAUUGUGAAACGAACGAUAAAAUUGUCAAGGAACCGAAAAGUCUGUUAUGUUUGAGAAAUGGGCAACACAAGUAAUUUCAGAAUUUUUCGGAAGUUUAAGAUAAAUUAUUAAUACAAUUUUUUUUUUUAUUUGACAUUCGUCACAUAUGGCUGAGUUAGUGAUGAAUAAAUACUACAUUUUUUGAUUGAAAUUUUAAAAAAAAAAAAAAAAAAACUAUUUCAGCCAAUAACGACAAAAAUGACACUAGAUGCUAAAGAGUGAAAGAAAAAAAAAUUAAUUGCAACAAAAAAAACCAAUAAAAAUAAAAUAUAAAAUACAGUGCAAAUUAAUUCAUUCAACAAAUUGUAAAAUGUAUCUGUUAAUUAUAAACUAUAUGAUUGAGACCACCAGUAUCCAAGAAUUAUACCAAAUAGAUUCAAAUCAAAAUGUUUCCAAAUGUUUAUACGAUGUUAAUUGAACAUUAUUAUUAAUAUAUCGAUUGGAUUGAACGUUUCUUCUUGGAAAGAAAAAAAAAACUCUCCCAAAAAAAUGAGGAAUCUACUUCAAUAAAAAAAAUGCAUUACAAAUUAUCUGGUCGAAUAAAUGAAGCACGAUUAACAGAGACCUUUUUCAAUCUGUUGAUAUUCAAAAAAAAAAAAAAAAAUAAAAAAAAAAUAAUUUUAUCAAAACAAAAAGCAUAUUUGUUGACAUCACUGAAGGUGAAAGAAAACAA